AUGAUGGUCAGAUUCAACUCCAGUGAAGCAGCUGCUGAAAAGGCAUCUGCACCUGUUGAUCCAAAAAUCCAGUCAAUUGUCGACUCAAUUUCAAGCUUGACUUUGGUUGAAACUUCUGCAUUAAUCAAGGCUUUGAAAACUCAACUAGAUAUCCCAGACAUGGCAUUCCCUGUUGGUGGUGUUGCUGCACCAGCUGCUGCACCAGCUGCCGCUGAAGGUGAAGGUGAAGAUGCUGCUCCAGCACCUGCUGAAAAGACCAUUUUCAACAUCAAGUUAGAGAGUUUCGAUGCAAAGACAAAGGCUAAGAUCAUCAAAGAAGUUAAGGGUUUGUUGGGAUUAUCACUUGUUGAUUCCAAGAAAUUCGUUGAAGCUGCUCCAAAGGUGUUAAAGGAAAACGUUGCCAAGGAAGAUGCUGAAAAGAUCAAGAAAACUUUAGAAGAUUUAGGUGCAAAGGUUUCUCUAGAAUAA
Molecule: messenger RNA, 468 nt
Organism: Pichia kudriavzevii
Lineage: Eukaryota; Fungi; Ascomycota; Pichiomycetes; Pichiales; Pichiaceae
Exons: 1
Coding region: 1-468 (155 amino acids)
Biological process (GO): translation
Cellular component (GO): ribosome
Molecular function (GO): structural constituent of ribosome
Source: RefSeq, a predicted model, not a curated record